AUGCUUGAUCGUUUACGCCUUGGAGAGUCAUUUGCAUCCAUAUCACGCUCAUUCAAUGUCAACGAAUCAACUGUACGAUCAAUAAAAAAAUCCGAAGAUAAAAUAAGGUCGUCUGUAGCUUCAACUUCACUGUCAGCUAAAAUUGUCCGUGAUCCAGCAAUAGAAAAAAUGGAAGUGGCGUUGUCAUUAUGGAUCGAAGACCGCAACCAAAAAAGGGUGCCCCUGAGUGGUCCAAUGGUCCGGGAGAAGGCAAAGCGUCUUUACGCUGAUUUUAAAGAACCUGAUGGUAGUUUUAGUGGUGAACGUACAGAUGGAGGAUUUCAAGCAUCGGAAGGUUGGUUUAAUAAAUUUAAGGCCUUAAAGCUCUAUUACAUUAGACGAACCUUCAAAAUCAUAUUGGAUAAUAUGGAAUGUAAUUCUGAUAUGAAUGUUAUGGAUUGCUGGAAGAAAUUUGACAUAGCAAAAUGCAUCGCAAACAUAAAAGAAUCAUCGAAAGAACUGAAGCCACACACAUUGAAGUCGUGCUGGAAAAAACUGUGGCCUGCUCUGACUGCGGAAAAUGACGAAGAAUCUGUGCAAGUUCAAAUUUUGACUGCAAACAUAGCCGAAAUCGCGAAUGGAAUAGGACGAGAUGGGUUCGAACAGAUAGAAUCAAGUGACAUUCAGGAAUUGCUUGAAUCGCAAGAUGAAGAUUUGACUGAAACCGACUUGGAGGAAAUGUUAAAUUCACAGCCCAUUGAAGAAGAGGCUUCAACAAGCACUGGAAACGUGACAUUUAAUUUGAAAAAUCUUAGUGAAGGUUUAAGAAUGGCAAAUGAGCUUUGCGAUUUCUUUAUGAACAUUGAUCCAGCAGAAGCUCUGUCGUUCCACUUUGGUGAAAGCAGGCAGCGAGUUUCCUUGCAUAUAGCAGUUAUGUUUAUUGGAACAACUUCCAUGUGCACAAUAAGUGAUUGUUUACGCCAUGAUGCUCCAGCUGUUUGGGGUGACCUU
Molecule: messenger RNA, 990 nt
Organism: Brenthis ino (lesser marbled fritillary)
Lineage: Eukaryota; Metazoa; Arthropoda; Insecta; Lepidoptera; Nymphalidae
Source: the annotation of a GenBank genome assembly